UUUUGCUCCAGUGUUUCCCAUCCCAAUACUGGCCUAACUUGGAUCUACUGAGAACUUAGGGGGAUCUGGGGUGGGGGAAGAGGUCAUUUGCAUUAAUGAAAUCAGCUACAAAGGCUCCUGGGCCUUUUUUCUUUCUGAAAUUGUGUCUUCAAAUUAUUAGAAGUUGCUGAUCAAAAUCAUGGGCACUUAAGUUCAUUCUCUGGUUAUAGAUAUUUUAAAUAGUCUUUUCUGUAAGAGCUCCAAAAAACAUUUUAGCUGCUUAACUAGCACCUUUCUCAGGGCCAAAUAUUGCUGCUUCCUAGGAAAGCAUUUACUGCCUGAUAAAGAAUUUCCUGAGUUAAAUAGCUAUAACAGUUUAUAUGUAAAAACCUUAGUUUUACUUUUUAAAAAUCUUGGGAACAAUAGCUACCAUGUAGCAAGUCCUUACUGCCUUCCAGACACUAUUCUAUGCACUUUGUAUACUUUAUCACAUUUAAUUCUUCCAUCAAUGCUUUGAGGUAGGUAAGAUCCCCAGUUUACACACAAAUGAUAAGAAAAAAGGCUCAAGGAACUUGAUCAUUUACCAAGGGUAUUUUUGUGAAUGAUAGAGUCGGGCAGUGGGCAGGCACUUCAGGCAGCAGUGUCGCUCCUCUAGCACGACAUUGGUUUGCAAUAUUCAAAAUGAGUUCAUUGAAUUCAAGGGUUUUUAUUUCCAUGUAAAGCUACUUUUCCAAAUCAAAUGAAAUGGAUAUUAUAAAAAUACAGUUGAUUCAUCUUAUGAAUGGGAAGAGUAUUUUUCAGUGUGAUUGUCUUCCAGCAAUUGGAAGUGCAUACUGCUUGUCUCUGAAGAAAAUUCCUUCUAGAGGGGCUUUAAAGUCUUUAUGAAUAAAAGACAAAAUAAAAAUCAUUUUUCUUAUUUUAGUUUUCUGGAUAUGCUGCAGAAGGAUCCGUGCCAGAAACAAGCCUGUGAAAUACAGAAAUGUUUACAAGCCAACAACUUCAGGGACUCUAAGUGUCAGGCUGUCAUCCAAGAACUUCGUAAGUGUUGUGCUCGCUAUCGCAAGGGAAGAUCCCUCGUCUGUUCAGGAUAUGACAAAGAAGAGGUAGAAAAGCUGAAACCGAAGUCCACAUCACAGUAAAGAUCUGCGGAGAAGUUAAAUGCUGCACCAUGUUUCCACCAAGCGAGUUUUGUUUAUCCUCCUAUUCUUCAGGCCAGGUAGCAGCAAAUAUCAAAGGAAAAAGUCAACUAUAAAAGUUAAUAAAUAUGCCUUCUAUGCAGAACAGGUAGAAAUAUAUUAAAUAUGUAGAAUGUAAUAAAACUGACCUGUGAAAAUAAACCUUUUAAGUGAAAAA
This is a messenger RNA of Phyllostomus discolor (pale spear-nosed bat), 1332 nucleotides long. RefSeq names its product C-X9-C motif containing 4 (gene CMC4). The record is from RefSeq and is a predicted model, not a curated record. Gene Ontology annotation, cellular component: mitochondrial intermembrane space. The transcript is spliced from 2 exons. The coding region runs from base 861 to 1118 and encodes 85 amino acids. NCBI's taxonomy places the organism in Eukaryota, Metazoa, Chordata, Mammalia, Chiroptera, Phyllostomidae.